Heterotrigona itama is the source of this 782-nucleotide messenger RNA. Lineage: Eukaryota; Metazoa; Arthropoda; Insecta; Hymenoptera; Apidae. The record is from the annotation of a GenBank genome assembly.
AAGCCGAUCGUCUCUUGGAAACGCGCGUUGUUUGCGAAAUUCGCCGUGUAGACGAAAAUGCCAGCUCGAGAACUGUCGUGAAUUAUUCUCUCGUCGAGAAAAUCUGCAAGUGAUCUACCUUCGACUGAUUGAUCAAUUGAGGCCAACGUCGAAGAGCAGAAGAAAAAUUUAUCGAGUGAGGAUUACUUUUUAAUCGAGCAGCCGAUGGAAAUCCAGGAGGUGGAUCAAUUGCGAAACGAAAAUUUUUCAGUGAACAUUCUCUGAACUGAAUGCUGCAAGCUUCUUUAUUAUGAUCUAUAGAAUCGGCCGCCGCGAUGACUAUGAAGAAGAAAUCACCGAAAAUCGAGGCCCAGGUGGUAGAGGCUAUUCGCAGGCUGCAGGCAGUUCAAGGAUCGACUCCGCGGGAGAUUAGCAACUACAUUGCUCAGGAGUAUAAUAUCCCCAACUCCGAGAUCAGGCCGCACGUUCAACUGGCUCUGAAGCGUGGCGUGACUUAUGGCAUUCUUCAGCGUAUGAAGGGAGGAGAGAGAGGAAAAGGAGGGCAAGAAUGGCGAGAGAAAGAAGAGAAAGAGAGAAAAGGAGGAAAGCGAGAGAAAGAUCGAGGAGACGCCGGAGAACGCGCCGCGGACGUGCACGAAGUCGUAGAUCCCGGCGUAGAUCGCGCGGCAGAGGGAGACAAAGGAGGAGGAGGAGAUCCACGAGGAGUCGUCGAAGACGUGGAAGAAGGAGCGCAAGAGGGAGAGGGAGGGAGCAACUUCCGAGGGAAAUCGACGAGCUACGGA